UUUCUCCUAUUUCGGUUGAGUAGUAGUAUAUAAGGUGGAAGCCAUUGAGUUGGUGCUCACUGCAGGACCCAGUUUCAUUGUGAAUCCAGACCCUAAAGACAACUGAGGCUAAUCAUGGCAUUCGCUGGUAUUCUGUCUGAUGCUGACGUCGCUGCAGCCCUGCAGGCCUGUCAAGCUGCUGACUCCUUCAACUACAAGACCUUCUUCGCCAAGGUCGGCCUGGCCGCAAAGACACCUGAGGACAUCAAGAAGGCCUUCUUCAUCAUUGACCAGGACAAGAGCGGCUUCAUUGAGGAGGAGGAGCUUAAACUGUUCCUGCAGAACUUCUCUGCUGGCGCCAGGGCGCUCACUGAUGCAGAGACAAAGGCCUUCUUGAAAGCUGGAGACGCUGAUGGUGAUGGCAUGAUUGGAGUUGAUGAGUUUGCCGCCUUGGUCAAAGCAUAAAUGGCACCUGACGAACAUCUUGCUGACAACCAGAGAUUGCCUGAGAUCGCCACUUUUUUUAUCUUGGUGGCUGAUUUUUAUACACAAUUCUGUCUGUCCACUACCAUGCUGCACUCUGUCAACUGGCUGUCAACGCCACAAGGUCUUUCGCAUGAUAGAUAUGUUGUUCCUGUUGGUUCCUGUAAAAUCUUUUGGGAAAAAGGUUCAAAUUGGGAAAGGACAAUGAGAAAAUAAAUACUAUUUUUCAAUUUUGA
Pimephales promelas (fathead minnow) is the source of this 698-nucleotide messenger RNA. Its product is annotated as parvalbumin beta 3. NCBI's taxonomy places the organism in Eukaryota, Metazoa, Chordata, Actinopteri, Cypriniformes, Leuciscidae. The record is from RefSeq and is a predicted model, not a curated record. Gene Ontology annotation, molecular function: calcium ion binding. Gene Ontology annotation, cellular component: cytoplasm.